AUGUCUCUGCUGGGGAGAGACCAGAGGGGAUGCCAUUCUACCUACAAGAUAGGCAUCAUUUUGUGUUUUCAUUGGAAUCAUCAUCGUUACACAGACAAGCGCUACGAUCUCUACGACAAGGAGGUCCUCGAACCCAUCGCCAUCUUGAGGUCCCUCGACGCGUCCUCCUCGGUUUUCUUGAUUGAGUUCAUCCCGUGGAUUAGGAAACUGCUGCCGGAAUUCAUGAAGGAAAAGUUAAUGACGGGCAUGAUGAGGAAGAUCAAAGACAGCAUAGUGACUUUAUUGAAGGACACGAUAGAUUCUCACAGAGCCACGCUCGACCCGGCCAACCCUCGUGACGUCAUCGAUGAAUAUUUGAUAGCCAUAGACGAAAAGAGCGAAAUUGCUGAGUACUUCAGUGAGCUGGAUCUGAUGAGGAUCAUCUUCGACCUGUUCGCCGCGGGCUUCGACACGACGGCCAAUACCCUGCGCUGGAUCAUCCUCUACAUGGCCAGGUACCCUGAAGUACAGCGUCGCAUCCAACAGCAGAUCGACGAGGUUGUCCCGCGCGACACCUUACCCUCCUACCAGCACAAGAGUCGGCUGCCGUUACUCGAAGCGACGGUCCAGGAGGUUCUUCGUGCGUCGUCCAUGAUUCACAACGGAGUCCAACGCGCAGCUCAGACCGAUACUUACCUGGCAGGCUACUUCAUUCCGAAGGGGUCGUGGGUGUUCGGGUGCUCGGGAAUAUGCCACAUGGACUCACGCUACUGGGAAGAACCGCAGGAGUUCCGACCCGAGCGGUUCCUCGACGAAGAAGGGAAAGUCAAAACGCCCAAGGAGGGAUUCAUACCCUUUGGUUCAGGACGAAGGAGCUGUCUUGGAGAGGCUCUGUCAAGGAUGGAACUGUACAUCUUCACGGCAGCCCUUCUGCAGAACUUCACUUUCUCUCCUCCAGAGGGCGUCGAGGUCGACCUAGAAGCCAACUCCAAGCAACCCUCUGCACGUCUGUCUAAAGAACAAAAUAUUGUCAUUAGCAUCAGAGAGUGAUAACUUACUGGAUGUAAACUGUUCUACAACAUUUCUAUGUAACAUAAUCUAAUGUUACUGGCAUUAUGAAUUCUGGGUGCCUUUUAGUACUAGAUUAUCAUAUUUCUGAAAAGUAUUCAUGUUGACAAAUGUAGAGAAUGAAUACCUUCACAAUACAACUGGUCAACAUCUCUUGCAUUGUGAAAAUAUUCAUUCUCAUUCAUAACUUUUUCUAAUUUAUUAUAUUAACACAAUAAAAAAAAACAUUCUGUAGUGCAGAAUAGAUUUAGGCAUACUCUCUGUUUUGAUAUAUAUAUAACAGAAAUACUUUGCUUAGUACUGUUGUCAUUACCUUUACUUGUGGUCAGUGAGGAACUGAGUAUUAUUUUCCUUUUAAUUAACACACUCUAAUAUUACAUAACAACAUAUAUUAUAAA
This is a messenger RNA of Penaeus indicus, 1445 nucleotides long. Its product is annotated as cytochrome P450 2L1-like. Gene Ontology annotation, molecular function: oxidoreductase activity, acting on paired donors, with incorporation or reduction of molecular oxygen, reduced flavin or flavoprotein as one donor, and incorporation of one atom of oxygen; heme binding; iron ion binding. The coding region runs from base 1 to 1029 and encodes 342 amino acids. Gene Ontology annotation, cellular component: cytoplasm; intracellular membrane-bounded organelle. The transcript is spliced from 7 exons. NCBI's taxonomy places the organism in Eukaryota, Metazoa, Arthropoda, Malacostraca, Decapoda, Penaeidae. Gene Ontology annotation, biological process: xenobiotic metabolic process. The record is from RefSeq and is a predicted model, not a curated record.